UUGAUUUUGAUAGUUGUCACGUACGUAGAAAUUGAAUUUUGUGUAAAAAAAUACGACUUUUAUUAAUUAAAAUUAAUUAUAGUGAUAAUGCAAAACACGCGAAAUUCAGCAUCGUCGAUGUUGGAGAUGCGAAGUUAACCAUACUACCGAGUGAUGACGUUGAGCAACGACGAUGUGAUCUUUAGAGUCAAUAGAAACAAACUUUGUCGUCUCAUUGUUUGAUUGUAAUCAUUAUCUCUGCGGAGAUAUUUUGAUAUGUCACAUUUUGUCGAUUUUAUGGACGGCGUCCCAGUGAAAAUAUCUGAAAAAUACAAGCGACCGCCCCGAAUAGAUCUGCCGUACAGCGUGCACGAAUGCCCACUACGAGCUCAAAAUGUGGUCAACAACGCUGUUUAUUGCAAUCAGUUUGAGACCAACGUGCUGUCGAAGCUUAAAGAACUACGGAGCGCUAAAGAGACCAAGAAAAACGAACGUAAACAUCGCUUACAGUUAUUAGAGGAAGCCAAACAGAAGAAAUUGGAUGCGAUCGCGGCCGCUGAGGCCGAGGAAAAACUUAAACAGCUCAGCGUCUCUGAAGUGUCUUACCCGAGUACUGACGAGAUAAGUGCAAUAUCUCCUGAUGAGAAAAAUGACAAAAACUGUGAUACUACUCCUGUGUUAGAAGAGUCUCCUGAAAUGGAGCCCGCUGUUCCCGAAGUCACCUAUCAGACAUGCAGUAACCCGGAACCAGAGCUGAAUAUCCUACAACCUAUACAGUUACAAGCUAACUACCCGCAGAACAGCUUACUAGAUGAUCCUGACCCAUUGCAAGAAUAUAAAACUAAUAAUAAGAUUAAGAAAAGACCACAAUAUAAUCACAAUGUAGAAGCCCUUACAUUUAGAGAUUUUGAAAAUGAUACUUCUAGCCCGUUUGAUAAUGUGGAGCUAAAGACAAUAAAUGACAUGGAAUUAUUAGCCCAGAUACUGCAGAGUCAGAAAGAAUCUACAACAAGCUGCAAUCCUCAACAGUAUAUAUCUGACCAAACAUUUGCAGCUCCAAGCUGCGCAUCCCAAGCUCAGACAGAGGGACUUGCUUAUCUGCCUAAUUCAUACACUGAACAACAAAUGCAAGGCCCUGGAUUAAUGUAUAUAACACCGCAGCACUAUCCGGUUUCUAAUGGUUACUAUGUACCAGCUGAUAAUGUCUGUGAUAACCAAAUGCCAAUGGAAAACAUGUACAUGCCAAAUUAUCAAUAUUAUGUUCCUACAAAUCCAUAUCCUGCUAACCCUCAGUACUAUAACAAUCCAUUACCAGUCAGUACGGACAUUAAUCAACCACAAAGUGAGUCCACAUUCAUUCCGCAACCAUAUUAUUUUCAUCAAUACCAACCAAUGCCUGCACAGAUUCCAACUGAAAAUCUAGUACAGGAUGGGAACAAAAUAAAUGAAAACCCAAGUACUCAGAUCAAAUCACGGUCUCGAAGUGUGCCGGACAUAGUUAGAGAAUUGAAUGAAGAAAUCAUGUCAGCAAGGCUUCGAGCAAAUGAAAGGUCUUCACACAAUGUAAGCCCAGCACCAACAAACAUUCCACAACCAUCUUCAAGCACUGAAAAGAAGGAAAGGAAAAGCAAAAGGAAAUCGGAACAGCUACCCAAUCCUUUGGAAAAGCUGUCUCCAAAGCUCCAGGAUAUGUGUAGGAAGAUACAUGGCAUGGGGUUCCCACUUGACAGGGUUGCUAGAGUAUGUACGCUUGUAGGUGAUAAUGAUAAAAAGGUGAUCGAGGGUCUUCUAAUAAUGGGCGAGUUGAUGGACCUUGGCUUUUCAGAAGGCCGAGUGUCCGCCGCCCUGGCGAAACACGAGUUUAACCGAGACAAGACGUUGGACGAUUUGGUGUCGUAACGGUUAAAAGGAAAACGGUAUUGAAACGAAUUAUAUGUGGAUGCCCGUAAGACGUUUUAGGUGGUUGAGCAGUAGUGACCAAAAAUAUACUAUGCUUAAUUUGGAUAUACUUUAAUUUAAUAAUUAUACUUUUUCCUAUAUGGGGUGGGAAAAUGACACGCUGUAUGACAAGGUAUGGUACACUUAAGAUUCCAUGUUGAAUCGUUUAUUGAGAAUGGAUGUUAGUAGCAGACUCUUUCGUAUCUUCAUUCUCAACAUAUCUGCCUUAAGUCAAGAGAUAGUAUAUAAACAAAAUAUGAUGCUUCCCAUAUACUUACCUAAAAACCCAGUAAGGAGAAAUGAUUCACGGUUUACUAAAACAAUCAUUGGCCACCUUUCAGUCCUAUCAAGUUUACAAUACUAUUACAUUUUCAUCUAAGUUCCAUUCAUAAAAAAUUGACCUCCAUGAAAUUGGUCAACUUCCACAGGUAUAAGAUUUGAUUAAAGACAGACCUUAAAGGAGUCUCACGCCAGAACGGUGCGGUUCCGGACGGUUCAGUUUUUUACACAUAGCAUCAUGGGAUCACCAAUCACCCAUCAUAGAAAAAGAAAAUUUUCGGAAGAGUCGGCCCGGACCUGGACCAUCCUAACGUGAGUUAACUG
Molecule: messenger RNA, 2520 nt
Organism: Cydia strobilella
Lineage: Eukaryota; Metazoa; Arthropoda; Insecta; Lepidoptera; Tortricidae
Exons: 2
Coding region: 256-1878 (540 amino acids)
Biological process (GO): ubiquitin-dependent protein catabolic process via the multivesicular body sorting pathway
Cellular component (GO): ESCRT I complex
Molecular function (GO): ubiquitin binding
Source: RefSeq, a predicted model, not a curated record